AACAGCUAGCCGUGUGUUUAGUAGCUGGUAGACCUUACUCACAGACAAGUUGCUCCUGACUAAAACUGGUCAAAAAUGCUUAGGCCUAUCUUACUAAUUUUUUGCUCGUUCGGGGUUUGUGAUGCUUUUGUAAAAAUGGUUAUGAAUACUGAUCAGAAGGAUAAGUUGACCGAAAGGUUAAAAAGCAAAUCAGCGGAACUUUCAAAAACAUCUUUAGAAGACCACGGUGAAUUGACCUGCUUCUCGGAGACAUGGACUGAAACGUCCGGAAAUGGGAAUACAGUAUACAACAUAGACUACUUGGCAAAGCUCACUAACGAAAGGGAUGGACAGAAGUUUUUGCUGGACUGGUAUGAAGUUAGCGACUGUUCAGACGAUAACAAAGCAACUGAGAGUAUACAACAAGUGAAAGAAGUUGGAGGAGAUAAAGUUGAAGUCAAAUACUUUCUUAAAUUAGCGGAUGGCAUAACCAUUGCGGGGAAAUCGAGGGUCUACCAGUUCGAUGUCAAUCAGAACGCUUACAAACGCGUACGUGAACUCACCACUGAAGGAACUGGAUGAUUAAGUUCACAGUAAACCAUUUGUUGAAUGAAAUGUA
Molecule: messenger RNA, 598 nt
Organism: Macrosteles quadrilineatus (aster leafhopper)
Lineage: Eukaryota; Metazoa; Arthropoda; Insecta; Hemiptera; Cicadellidae
Exons: 3
Coding region: 76-561 (161 amino acids)
Source: RefSeq, a predicted model, not a curated record